UAAAACUGGCACAGAUCUGGCAACCAUGACUCCCGGUAGCCAGUCUGGCAACGCUGCACUAAAGUCGAGUUGGCAUUUGGAUUUUUGGCUGCGUUUUCCAAAGUUAAUUGUUUAAAAAAACGACGACUGCUUACGGCAAUCAGCAAACAAGUAAAUGUAUUGUUUAGUCAUCUGUCAGAUGAAAACACUGUGUAUGUGUAAAUAAGCGAACGAAACGAAUCUGAGCAAUUUUUUCCUCCAAAAUGUUGCACAACAAUGCUCCCUGGCUGCCACCGCAUCAGCAGCCGCAGCAGCAGCAGCAGCAGCAACAUCCUCCUCCUCCGCAGCAGCAGCAGCAGCAUCCUUCACAUCUGCCACCCACGCAGCAGCAGCAGCAACAGCAUCCGCAUCAGCAGCAGCAACCUGUCUAUGCCAGCCAAAUGUUUCAACAGCAACCACAGCAGCCCAACUAUUGGCCAGAGAAUCCCCAGGAUCCUCACCAGCAGCAGCAGCAGCAGCAGCAAUCCCUGAACUACAACAACUACUACGGAGGACAGCAACUUCCGCAGCAGCAGCAGCAGCAGCAACUUCCGCAGCAACCGCCCCAGCAACCACUGCAGCAGGACCUCUCGUAUCCUUUGGAAACCCCUCAGUACAUCAUGGAUCCUUUGGACAACAACAACAGAUCCCGGAACGAUGGCUGGGGAGAUUGGGGCGAUUGGAAUGAUAAUAGCAUCAAUAACAACAACAACAAUACCGCUGGAAGCACCACCAGCGAGCCAUCUAAUGGUGAUCAGCUCCUGGAGGAUGCCUUCAAUGUACAAUCCUCGCCAGGCAACUGGCAGGUCUUUCCCAGCAGCAACAGCACCAACAACAACAACAAUAACAAUAGUGUGGAGCUGCCACCGCCCGCUGAACAGCCAAAUAGUAACCUGCAACACCACCACCAACCGCCACAGCAGCAGUUGUUCCACCAGCCGCUGCACUCCCCGCCAGAGCUGGGCCAGGAGCCGGAACUAGAUGCCAUUGUGCCGCCCAUGGCGUUCCAGAAUCAGCCCAGCGGAGUGACGGAAAUAGCUCCACCUCCUCUACCACCCACAUCACUGGCUACGGUGGGACUACCCCCGGCUGUGGGAGCUCCACCACCGGCAGCAGCAUCUCCGCCAGCUCCGGCACUGGUGGCGCCACCGGCAGCCCUUCCUCCUAGCCUGGCACCUGCCGCUGGCCCGCCGCCCGCAGGCGGUAAUCCCUUCAAGCGGUCCACGGGUCUCAGCAAGCGGGUCAACAUUCUGGCCAGUCCGGCAGGAGGAGCACCAGGAGGAGCACCAGCAGUAGCACCAGUAGCUCCAGUAGCAUCGCCCCUGGUGGCUCCUCCGCCCGAAUCCCAACCAGAUGCCUUCAAUGUACUGGCUCCCGUGCCAGCUCCUCUUCCAACAUCACUCCCAGCUCCACUACCAGCUCCCAGCACAUCCUUCUAUGCCCCAACACCACUGCCGCCCGCAUCCAAUGUCGUGGAGCAGCCGGAUAACCAGGAGGUGCUCUCGGCGCCCAAUGAUGAGCGUGCCCAGUACCUGCAGACCAGCCAUUUGUCGGAGCAGCUGGAUCUGGAGGCGGAUCAGGACGCUGGACUGCUGCCGCCGCCAGGACUGUCGCGUCUGGUGCUUGGACAGCCGGAGCUGGAGUCGCAGCAGCAGCGCCUCGUAACCGGCGCCACCGAGCAGCCGGCUCAGGCCCAGGCGGCCCUGCACAUGGAGGAGCGACUGGCCGACGGCGAGGACACCUCGGAGGGUGAACAGAUCCCGGCCAGGCGGGUGGUAACCGGCGUGGAGAUAUCCGCCAUUCCGGUCGUCCUGCCGGUGCGGGAGCAGCGCGAAGUGGUCCUCGAUGGCGAGAAUCUGGAGGAUCGCGACGAUAUCCUGCCGGCAGUGGCGCAGGCCGAGCUGCCGUCCUCAGCACAUCACAUCCUGCCCCCGGAUGACCUGCCGCCCGUGGAGCACUCGCCCCUGCUGUCCAACUCGGACGUCCAGAUGAUGAUCCAGCAGAACAAGCAGCUGCCGCUGGAGAAGAAGCGCUCGGUGGGCCCCAGGGGAAACACCUCGCUGGACCUGGAGUCCGAGGACGAGUCGGACGAGUUCCUCCAAAGCGAACGGGAGCGGGAUCGUGAGCGGGAACGGGAGCGGAAGCGAGAACGUGACCGAGAUCGCCGGGAUCUGGCCGAGGAUCGGCGCGCCGGACGUGGACGCAGCCACGGACACUACAAUACCUAUGACGGGGAAACGGAGGACUCGGUUCGGGGCGGCACCUCGCACCACAGCGACUCGAAGACCCUGCGGGACUCUCAUCCGCGUCGCAGCCACGACUCGAAUCGCCAGCACCAGGUGGCGGAUCAUGAAUGGGAACGGGACCGGGAUCGGGAUCGUGAAAGGGAACGGGACAGGAACGGCGGCCGGGAGCGUGGCGGCGACCGGGAUCGGGAUCGGGAUCGUAAGCGGGAUCGCAACUGGCGUCCCCGAUCGCACAAGUACCACAGUGGUGGCGAGGACCAUGACCGGUCCUACGACCACUCCCGGCGCUACAACUACGACGGCGAGUCGGACAAUCGCGACAUCAACCAGAUCGACGGGGAGCUGGAGGGUAGCGGUGGUCCCGGAACCGGUGGAGCCUCUGGCGGCGGCCGGAGCAGCAAGACCGGUCGCCAGGACUACGAUGAGUACGAGAGGGAACGGGAACGGGAUCGGGACAGGAACUACGGCAGCAGGCGGUCCACCAAGCAGUCAUCCGGCGAGAAGUACCGCUCCUCCGGCUCAAACCGACGCAGCUACGACAACCAGGGCAGAGCUGGGAAUCGUCAUCCGGAUCUGAGGCACUGGGACGGCUAUGAGGAGUACCGCCGAAAGAGCUCUCGCAACAGCGAUCUGGAGAAGGAGCGGAUCAACGGCGGGAAUCCCAACUCGCAAGCUGGUGGUGGUUCGGCCGGUGGUGGAUCGGGUUCUGGGAAGCGUAACCGCAACUACGACCAGUAUGCCGCCGGUGGCUACGAUCCCUAUGGCAUGUACGAACAAAUAUCCCGCAAUCCCCAGGCCUAUGCCGACUUGUACGCCAAGUUCUAUGGCCAGAUGAUCAACUCGAUGACGGCGGCCGUCAAUGUGGUGGCCUCCAAGACCAAUGUGCCAGGUGGUGGUGGUGGUGUCAUAGUCCCGGGUGCCUCAACGACCCAGUUGGUGGCGGCUCCACCUGGAAGUGAUGCAGCUGCUCUGCAAAGGGAACGCGAGAGGUAUACACAUGCAUACAUAAAUCAAGCCAAUGAAUUCCAUCGACAACAUUUCAAAGAGUUGAUCUACCAGAAGCAUCACCAACAACAACAACAACAGCAACAGCAACACCAGCUACACCAACAACAUCAUCAUCAUCUACAACAACAACAGGAUAUACUGAACAGCAGUUAUACGGAGGAUAAUACCAGUUAUUAUGGAUCAGUUUUCCAUCCAAAUCCAUACUCGAAUCUAUCCCAUGCCGGAUCGCUGAGUAACUUAAAUGGCGGCGAUGGACGCUCCUCCCGCUGUGGACCCAUUUAUGCCGGUUCCGAGUGCGGACUCGAUAUCAGAGCUGCCACGGAAGCGGCGCCAUCGACCUACGGCGGAACUAGUGUCUCCGGUGUGGUCACCACGGCCGUGGCCCGUCCGCCCCGCCGGCGCACACCGCUGCUCUUUAGUCGACCCCACCUGGUGGCCUCCUACUCCAUGAGCCUGCUGCUGAAGGUGAAGCCCAAGUUCGCGGGACGCGGUCGGCUUCGGAACGACGUGGAAGUGGCACCACCGCGCAUCCGUGACGGAACUAGCAGCCUGCUGCGCAUGUAUCCGGGUCCGUUGCAGGGCCGGAAGUUGCACAAGGACAAGAUCAUUAGCUUCUGCAAGGAUCAGAUCCGGCUGGGGCCCACCCGCGGCUGUACGGUGCUCUAUGCCACGCAGAAGAAACCCCAGGGCAGUGUGGACAAGUACCGAGCCUCCCAUGCCCUCAUGUGGCAUCUCCUGAUCCUCCUCUUGCGCCAGAAUGGGUACAUUGCCGACACGGAUGUGGGUGAUCUGUUGCUGGAGAACCAACAGGAAUAUCCCUACAAUCCCAGCGAAUUUGAAACGGAAGCUGAACCCGAUGCUGAGGCAGAGACUGGCACUGAUCCGGAUGCUGGGACGGCGGAGAAGGCCGCCUUCUCGGACGCCGAAAGUGUGGAGGCGGUGGGCGAGGAGACGUCGGCGGGCACCACGGGUGCCAAUUCGUCGAGUGCAGCUGGCAGUGGCACCACUCCCAGCAGUGCUGGAGCUGCUGGAGGUCCGUCGCCACUCUCGGAGCAGGCUGCCACUGAUAAGUUCCGCAGCUAUGUCCUGCGAGGGAACGUGGAGGAGGCACUCCAAUGGGCCACCGAUAAUGGCCUGUGGACGCACGCCUUCUUCCUGGCCCUGUACGAGGAUCGUUAUGCCCUGACCGAUGUGGCGCAGAAGUUCCUCAGUCGCGCCAUCAAGACCAAUGAUCCCUUGCAGACGCUCUACCAGAUGAAGUCCUGCCACACGCCGGCCUGCGUCAGCCAGCUGCGGGACGAGCGUUGGGGCGACUGGCGCUCUCAUCUCUCCAUUCUGGUGACCAACAAGAGCCGACAGCCCGAGUACGAUCGGAGUUCGGUGGUGGCUCUGGGCGAUACCCUGUUCCAGCGUGGCGACAUCUAUGCGGCACACUUCUGUUAUCUGGUGGCCCAGGAGGAGUUCGGACGGUAUGAUAGCUCCGCCACCGAGCAGGCUAGCCUCACGGCGAACGUGCCCCGACUGAUCCUGUUGGGCGCCUCGCACUACAAACACUUCAAUGAGUUCGCCAGCAACGAGGCCAUCAUCAUGACCGAGAUCUACGAGUAUGCUCGCUCCCUGUCGGAUCCCAAGUUCAGCAUCGCUCCAUUCCAGCACUACAAGUUCCUGCUGGCCACCCGGAUACUCGACUAUGGCCAGCACUUCCGUUGCACCAACUACCUGGAGCAGAUAGCUCGUCAUAUUGAGCUGAAGCCGGAUAGCUAUGACCCGGAUUUCAUUCAAAGGGUGUGUGGCUUGGCGGAACGACUGCGCUAUCAUGAUCCCAUUCUGAUCAAUCGGGUGUCCUUCGCCAGUCCACCGAAUGCCACUGGCAAGGACAGUGCUGCUCCGGAGGAGAAGGCCUGGCUGCGUCAGCUCCGAGCUCUGGCCGAUGUGCCACAACCGGAACAGCAGCAGCAGCAGGACCCACUGCAUCAGCAGCAACAGCAACAGCAGCAGCUGCAGCAGCACGACAUCAACCAACAGUUCGCGGAGGUGAACCAACAGUUCAAGGAGCUGAACAUGCAGUACGUUGGCGCCAACCUGGAGAGCACCCUGCAGGCCCAGAAGCCCCAGGAAGUGCCCCAGCCGCAGCAGAACCUCUACUACGACCCGAACGCCAUUCCGAGUCAGUACGAAACGACGGAGUACGAGCAGGCGCCGGAGGCGAGUGGCUCUGCAGCAGCACCGGCACUGGCUCCGGUGGCAGCCUAUCCCGGUUACAAUUACCUCCCGAACGAUGUGGAUAACACGACCACGCCGGCAGCAGAGCUCUACGACCCAAAUAUAAGUCAGAUGCCGCAGCAGCAUCCUGGACAGCCGCAGGACUAUCCAUCCUACGACCAGCCAGCAGAUUCAGGCGCUCCCGGAGGCGGGAACUAUGGCUACGACUACUGGUCGGGAUCCCAGCAGCCUCCCUACGGGGAUGAGCUGCCAGUUGAGAAUCACAAAGAGGAGAUGGAGGUGGAUCAGGAGCAGGAGCAGGAGGAGCAGGAACAUCAGCAGGAGGAGCAAGAACAUCAGCAGCAACUCCUGAUCCAACAGCAGCAGCAGCAGCAACAACAGCAGCUGAAGAAGCAACAACAUAGUCGUAGCAAUGGUAAUCGUUUCAAGUCGCAGGGAGUGAAGCAGGAGAGGAUCAUCAGCAGCAGUAGCAGCAGCUCCUUAAGCAAAAAGCAACAAACAAUCCAGACAGGAGCAACAUCCUCCACAAAGGCAUUCAAUUUGAAUGAUCUCCAGACAUCACGUCCGGCCAUAUCCAUGCCCAAGUCCAAGAGCUACGACGACGAGGACGGUGACGGUGGUGGUGGACAUGGCGGAAAUGCCCAUCCUGGUCACAAGGCAGCCGGUAGCUCCGCGGAGGCGACAUCACUUGGCAAGCAGGCGGCGGGGAAACCAAACAGCGGGGAUCAUGGUGCUCCUGGCAACCAGAACUCCGGCUGGUUCGGCGGUCUCUGGAACAAGGUCUUCGUGAAGAACAAGAACCAAAUGAUCCUGCCGGACGACAAGAAUCCCACCAUCGUCUGGGACAAGGAGCGCAAGUGCUGGACCAACACCGAGGGUGGUGCCGAGGAGGUGGAGAGCUUUAAGCCGCCGCCCAAGAUGAGUGAUAUGGGAAUGGGAGGAGGACCGGCUGGAGGAGGAGGACCGGGAGCAGGAGGACCUCCUCUGCCACCCCCAGGGCUAGCAGCUGGACCACCAUCCCUGCCAGCCGUAGCAGCGCCCACGUUCAUGGAGCCAACUCCGUCGCAGUCCAUUGAUUAUACGGCAGCACCGGCGCAGCCCGAGUGGCUACCAGUGGCUCCACUACCUGCCCCAUCACCCGGCCUGGCUCCCUCCCCGGCGCCAGCAGCAGCACCAGCAGCAGCAGCAGCUGCUCCCGGCGGUGCCCAGCCCAAGCUGCAGUCCAACAUGUUCAAGAUGCAACGCAAUCGCACCCUGAAGAACUCGUAUGUGGAUGUCUUCAAUCCGUCGGGUGCUCCCAUGUCGGCGGCACCCGAGAGCGUCCUGGCGCCGAUAAUGGCGCCGGCGGCAGUGCCUCAGGGUGGGUACUUUGUGCCCCAGUAGUCCCAGUAGUUAUGGGAGGAGUGGGAGUCUGGAGUGCUGGAUGGGAGGAUUGGAGGAUGGGCUACUGCUGUCGAUAGCAACGAGAAUUGCCAACGAAAUCAGCAGCACGACGAGAGCUACGUAAAAAAAAAAAAAUAGAAAAAAAGGACCUACUACGAUAUGAUAUGUAUUUCCUAUACAUUUUCCAACUUGAAGGAUAACACACACGCCCGCGCCACCUCCUGCCGCCCCGAUAUAACCACCCCCCACCCCCCCUCUGUCUGUCUUUUUAUUUUAAUUUUUUUUCUUCUUCCUUCUGAUUCGUGUGUGCGUGUGUGUAUCUUAAAAAAACAAAUCUUAAAACUCAAAAUUAAACAAAAAACAACAAAAAAAAAAACAAGAAACUUAUUAAAGAACUUUUGAGUGUUUUGUGUUUUUGCGUUGGAUGUCCUUUUUAAGGUUUAGUGCAAAAAAAAAAUAAAAAAAUAAAAAAUGGAUAAUGAAAUCUAUGUACGAUUAGCUAAAAUAUAUAUAUAAUAAUUAAAAUAUAUAUAUAUAUAUAUAUAGAAGUGUGUAAAUCUUUCUUUAUGUAAACCCAACCCCCCGCACUCUACAAGACCCUGAACGGAGUGCCCCCCCCCAACCUCUAUACCCCCUCUUAUAUAUGUUUAUAUUAAAAAAAAAAAAACAAAAUACAUGUUUCUUUUGUAUGUUGCAUAGUUUUAUGAUUAUUUUUUGUUUAGCCGUAUAUGUAUAUGAGAUGGAACUCGAUGUAUCCGAUGGAGGAGAGACACUACCUUUUCUAUGCAUCUCUUAAAUACUAUAUAUAUACUAUAUAUAUCUGUAACUUCUGCGUUUGUUAUGCUUAAUGGAUCAAAAAAAACAGAUUAAAAACAAAAAAAUAUUAGGAAAAAUACUUAUAAAAAUUUGGAUUUAAAAAACUAAAAAGAUUUAACAAUUUAAGUGUUCUAUUUUCCGAAUUCUUCCCACCCUCUUUUCAGUGUCAAAAAAAAAAAAACAUUAAUUCUAUUUAAAAUAAUUCCAAUUUUAAAUGAUAUAUGUAUGGAUGUAUCUUUAUUUUUUAGAACAAUUUUUUAAAUGGUUUAAUUCUGUUUAUUCCCAUUAAUUUUUUUUAUACAUUUGAGUUUGUGUUUGGAAUUGAAAAUGCAUUUUGAAAAUGUUUAUUUUUUUUCUUGUUAAAAAACUUGUUUGUUUAUGCUUUAAUUUAUAAUUUUAAUCAAAUAACUGGUGCAGGCAAAAACAAAGCAAAAAAAAAAAGCGAAAAAAACGACAAAAAAAUGAGAAAUAUUUAGAAAUUAAUAGAAAAUGGUUGGCCCGACAGGACAUAAUGUUUUAUGUACAAAUAAUUAACGCCAAUCGGUAGGUUCUAAAUUCUAAAAAAUAUAAUAUUGCUGUGCAAGUCGUUUCAAAUCAGACCACACAAGAAAUUGUACACAAAUCUAAGAUAAAACCCCAGAUCUGUAACACGAUUUCCCCCCCCACUUACACAUUAUAUAUAUAAUUAAAAAAUAAACACAAAGGGACAGACAUGAUAAUGAGUAGAGCGGAACUAGAGCGAAACAAAAGUGUGGUAUGAAUUCUUAACGUUUAAUUAGUCUAAAAAAAAAUAUAUAUAUAUAUAUUUAAAAACUAAAUUCAAUGCGUCUGAAAAAAUACACAACAUUUAUGUAAAAAUAUUAAAAA
Molecule: messenger RNA, 8561 nt
Organism: Drosophila ananassae
Lineage: Eukaryota; Metazoa; Arthropoda; Insecta; Diptera; Drosophilidae
Gene: Sec16
Product: protein transport protein Sec16A
Exons: 14
Coding region: 243-6878 (2211 amino acids)
Biological process (GO): autophagy; Golgi organization; COPII vesicle coat assembly
Cellular component (GO): ER to Golgi transport vesicle membrane; endoplasmic reticulum exit site
Source: RefSeq, a predicted model, not a curated record